Molecule: messenger RNA, 2346 nt
Organism: Nestor notabilis (Kea)
Lineage: Eukaryota; Metazoa; Chordata; Aves; Psittaciformes; Psittacidae
Gene: PRG4
Product: proteoglycan 4
Exons: 7
Source: RefSeq, a predicted model, not a curated record
GACUCUCCCUCUACCCCUAACACAGAAGACACAACCCCAGAAGCACCUACAACCAAGGCUGACUCUCCCACCACCCCCAAAGCAGAAGACACAACCCCAGAGGCACCUACAACCAAGGCUGACUCUCCCACCACCCCCAAAGCAGAAGACACAACCCCAGAGGCACCUACAACCAAGGCUGACUCUCCCACCACCCCCAAAGCAGAAGACACAACCCCAGAGGCAUCAAUGAUCCAGGCAGACUCUCCCUCUACCCCUAACACAGAGGAGGCAGAAUCUUCCACCACCCCUAAGGUCAAGGGAACUACCCCUGCAGGCACUGAGGCUGACACCACUGACAUACAAAAAACAUCUAUGGAAGUAACAGCUAGUGGUGCUGGGUUAUUAACAACUGCUAAAAAAGACACGAGCACUGAAAGUACUGAGACUGUCACAACAACUACAAAAGAAAUACCCAUACCUGGAACAGACACAACAAUUUCAGAAACAACUGAAAAGAAAAUUACAACUUUUGCACCCAAAGUAGCAACCAGCACAAGUGUGAAAGGCACGACGACAGCAGUUCAAAAGACAGUGGUGACUGAAACUAGGACUACCGAGAUUGUAACAGUAACUGACAAAAAAGACAAAACAACAGCUAAAGCUGUUACUACUCCUAUAACCGAAGGGACAACAACUAAAACAGAAACAACCACAGUGAACAAAGAGGUAACAACACCCAAGAAAGCCAAAACUACUGUGCUUAAAGACAUUUUAACAACAACAAGUAGGAAAGACACGACUACUGUAACUUCAGAGACAACAGCUAAACAAGAUGACUCUCCUAAAGGUAAGGAUGAUAUUCCAAACACCACUCUUACAACAAAGCAAACUGUCACUACAGCAGCUGCAUCAGAAGCAACUACUGUCAACAAAAAGACUGUAACAACAGUUGCAGAAAAAGAAGCAACCUCAGCUAAACAGGACAAGACUCCCACAUCAAAAGAGACUUUCACAACUAAGAAGGAAGAAAGCACCACAAGGACAGAGAGUGUAACAGCAGCUGCAGCAGCUACAACUCCCUUGCCCAAGCCCACUGUGUCGACAACAACAGCCAAACCAGUUUCAACUCCUAAACCCAUGGAAAUUGUAACAACAAAUAAAAAAGACACUACUACAGAAACUAAGCAGACUGUAGAAGCAGCUAAAGAGAGCAUAAGUAAUGUUUGUGUUAUUGUAGAGACAACAGCUGGUAAAAAAGAAGUAACGACCACCAAAGAAACUAGGGUCACACCUGAAGAAACGCCUGAUGCCACCGAGAAGGCCCCUAGUAUUGACAAAGCAGAGGAAACUACAGCUACCAAAGAAACCACUACAAGAGAUAAAAAAGACACAAUAGAAGAAAUGUUUAUUGUUUCUAAGGGGACAUCAAAGCCAACUAUACAUUUCCAGGAGGUUACUGACAUGAGCAAAGAUCCUCAUCCAGCUGACCCUGAAACUCUGCCAGUAAAAGAAGAGCCUGACAUAAACAAGCCUUUAAUACAAACUGAGGACUUGCCAAUUUUAACUGGAGAAACACAAGUAAAGGACGAGAAGGACCUAUGCAACGGGAAGCCGGCGGACGGCAUGGUGGCCCUGCCGAACGGCACCUUGGCUGUCUUCCGAGGUAGGCAGAUAAGCCGGUCCCGGACCCCACCGCCCUCACCUGCCCCGGCUCCUAGCGACGGCUGGGGCAUCCCGUCCCCCAUCGACGCCGUCUUCUCCAGGUGCAACUGCGAUGGCAAGACCUUCUUCAUCAAGGGUCCCCUGUACUGGCGUUUCACUAACGGUGUUAUGGAUAAAGGCUAUCCCAAACCUCUUGCAAAUGGAUUUGCAGGGCUAAGUGGAAAAAUAGUAGCAACCCUCCCUGUGGCAAGAUACAACAAUCGACCAGAAUCUGUUUAUUUUAUCAAAAAAGAUGGCAACAUGCAACAGUAUGUGUACAGACAAGAACCAGCUAAGAAGUGUCAAAGAAGAACCCAAGUUACUGUAAGAUACCCAGCUUAUGUCCCAAGACUUGUAAUAAGGAGACGCUUUCAACGUGCAGUAAGAAUGCCAACUGUUAUUCGGACUGUCAGAAUCAACCCACAUUCAUCUGGAGUUUUGCGUAAGGAAAUCAAAAUGACCACCUACUGGAAAGGGCUCCCGAAAGUUAUUCAUUCAACUAUAUCACUACCCAACUACAAUAAGCCAGAUGGCUAUGAUUAUUAUGCCUUCUCUUACAAUCGGUACUACAGUUUGGAUGUUGGCAAAAGAAUAGCAAGACCUGUUACUGCUCUCACAGGAAAGACUGUAUCCAAAGACUGGUACAACUGCCCUAGCAAGUGA